This is a messenger RNA of Ananas comosus (pineapple), 614 nucleotides long. RefSeq lists its product as uncharacterized. NCBI's taxonomy places the organism in Eukaryota, Viridiplantae, Streptophyta, Magnoliopsida, Poales, Bromeliaceae. The record is from RefSeq and is a predicted model, not a curated record. The transcript is spliced from 3 exons. The coding region runs from base 249 to 614 and encodes 121 amino acids.
UUUUAUGGACAGCAUGUCCAAAAAAUUUUUUUUGGGGAUGCUCCGGAUGCACGCCGCGUGGCUGAGGAGCAGGCGUCCAUCUCGAGGCUCCCUAGAGGCGAUCCCAAGUUCCCAACUCCCAACUCUACGCGGGAAAUGAAAAAAAAAAAAAAAAAAAAAGCCACCAAACCUCUGGUUUUCUAGAGAGAGAGAGAGAGCGAGAGAGAAAGAAACAGAGAAGAAAAAGCCAUGGUGAGAAGAAGCUGUUGAUGAACCAUGGUGAGAAGAAGCUGUUGAUGAAGAAGCUGUUGAUGAAGAUUAAGAAAAUGGACAACACCUUGGACAAAAACCCUAAUCAAUAUAUGGAAAAGCAAUCAAGUCUAUAUGAAUUCACCAACCAAGAAUUUGAGUCUUCUUCUACAAAUUUGGUAAAAGCAAUAUCAUGUGGAGAAGAAUUGGUACAUUCUAAUAAUGAAUCCUUCCCAUUCAAUAUGCCAAAUAUUAGCUCCUUGCCUGUUACAUCAGCCGAAGCAGUGACUUAUCUGCCAACUGGAUAUUCUGUGGAAGAUGAACCCAAAGUUGGUAUGACUUUUAUAUCUGAAGAAGAAGCUUGCAUGCCUGCAGGUCGACUCUAG